AUGCCUCCUCCGCUGGGAAGCCUACGGCGUCUUUCCUGCACUCUCUCAUCCACAUCCACAUCUGCCCAUUCACACUCUCAAUCUUCAUACCCACUAUCAAUCUCCUUCAGACCACUUCCAUACACUCCAACCCCAUCCCAAUGCCGACAACAAUCCACUGAUGCCACCUCCAGAAAAUCCCAGACUAAUGAUAAAGAAGAAGAAAAGCGUCGAAAAGUGCAUAUGUGGCUAAGGGGGCCUGGUGCCGUUUUUAAAAAUCUGAGACCAGGCAGCACAAACUAUGUCAGCGCUUAUGACAGUCAGGGCAUGCUCAUACGUGCCAAGGCAGGAAAGGAAACUGAUGCGGAGACCCUGGAAGAUCUUAGACCGUUCCCGCUAAAUCCGACGUUCGUGAGUGAGUCGGUCCUCAGUGAGGAGUUACGGAAUGAUAUUCAUAGGCAAGUUGUUGAGUAUGGGAAGUCACUGAGGGAGGUUAGUUUUAUGCAUGGUGUGGAUUUGAGGAGGGUGGCGGCUGUGAUCAGGUUGGUAGAGUUGGAGAAGAAGUGGGUUAAAGAGAACAAACCUCGAGCAAUCCCUUACGCUCGGGCUGUACACCAGAUGCUCCCAACCACGCCAUUAAAAAAAUACCCAGAACGACCCAUCCCCCACGAAUCUAUAAACGACCUCCCAGUCCACCGCCUCACCGAGCCCCAAAUAUUCUACCCUGUCUCUGAAUCACGACAAUUCAACCGUGUCGAUGCCGGACGCGUCUUCUCCGCCGCCCCCGCCCUCCCUUACCACACCUCCAACAUACCACACAACACCCCCAAAGCCAUUGAACAGGUGACUCACAACCCACACAAGAUCGAAAAGGUCGGCAAACCCGACGCGGAAGAAGAAGUCCUGCAACCUGCAGACUACCGCAUUCCCCAUCCGCAUCUUGUCGCCUUCGCACACGACCGGUUCCAUCGACCCGGUGAGUUCCGUGAGCAUAAAAAACGGUUUAUGGAACGGAUGGAGCUGGAGACGGCUUUGCUUAAGAAGCGGCAGGAGAGGGCAAAGGCGAGGGAAGAGGCGAAGACAAUCCGGGUCCAGCCUGAGGGUAGUCGGUUUGAGUUCCGCUUCAGAGAUGCUGUUGUAUCCCGUGACACAACUGGGAAGGAUGGUCGUGGUACCAGCGCUCCUGGCCGGCGGUAUGGUGUGCCUAGUUACGAGAGGAAGAGAGGCGUUAUAAAGAUACCCACUAAAGUAGAGGUUUAG
Molecule: messenger RNA, 1239 nt
Organism: Paracoccidioides lutzii Pb01
Exons: 2
Coding region: 1-1239 (412 amino acids)
Biological process (GO): mitochondrial translation
Cellular component (GO): mitochondrial small ribosomal subunit
Molecular function (GO): structural constituent of ribosome
Source: RefSeq, a predicted model, not a curated record